AAUAGUUUGUUUGUUGUUGAUUAUUUUAGAAAUUUUCUUUCUCUUUAUUUUUCUUCUCUUUAUGAACUCGCUUGUAAACAGUUUUUUGCAAAACUAUAUUGCACAACAUCAGGCAAAUUAUGGCAACAAUAAUAACGGUGGUCUAUUUGGCUCAGGGCCAAUGGAUUGGUUAACAAAUGCUGCCACUUUUGCUGGUGCAGAUGCACUUUUAAAUCGAUAUGAUGAGGAUCAUGAAGGGAAAGCACAUUUUUGGAGAAAUGCUGGAUUAGCAGGUGCUUUGGCACUCGGUUAUCAAUAUUUUAGAGACCAUUACAAUAAACAACAAGGGCUAGAUGCUGAACAAUUACAACAAAUAGCAGCUGCUCAGCAACAACAGUUACAACAAUUACAGCAGCAACAGCAACAACAGUUACAACAACAACAAAUAGCUACGCCUAUUCCUCAACAACAAGCAUUGACUUAUUAUUAUCCUCAGCAAGAGUAUGGCUAUCCACCGCCACCUCAACUACCAAUGAUAAUGCCACCUCCAUUACAGUAUUAUCCAGCACCACCACCUCCACCUUUUAUAAAUAAUGCUUAUAUGGGACCACAACCAGACCCUUAUACAAUGAUGAAUAACUUAUUUAUGCAGCAACAGUACGGCUGUUCUUUAGGAAACAAUAUGAUGAUGAUGAACCCACAAAUGAUGUCAAACCAAACCACGGGACCAAUGCCCAUGGCACCUUAUUCAGUCCAUCAACAUCUAUUCAACCAUCAUAGAGCCCCUCAUCCUUACUACUAUUAUCCUUAUAUGCAAUAAAUUAUUUUG
Molecule: messenger RNA, 808 nt
Organism: Gilbertella persicaria
Lineage: Eukaryota; Fungi; Mucoromycota; Mucoromycetes; Mucorales; Choanephoraceae
Exons: 1
Coding region: 62-799 (245 amino acids)
Source: RefSeq, a predicted model, not a curated record